AUGGCCCAAUCCACCGGUCCCAACAAUAAUGACAAAAACCAACGCAUCCUCCCAACGUACGAGCUCCUCUACCACCCCUCCAUCCCCGGACGCGGCGAAUUCAUCCGCCUCGCGCUCGAAGCCACGCGAACCCCCUACCGGGACAUCGCCAACGAGGAGAUCGAGACAGGCUACAGCGCCGUCCGAAAAAUCUGCAUGAACCCCGACAAUCUCGAAAGCGAGGCCGGCAAUCCUCCCGUGUUCGCGCCUCCGGCUCUGAGAAUUUCCUCCGGGCAGGGUGGCGGGGCCCCGUUGGUGAUUUCGCAGACGGGGAAUAUUUUGAUGUUUCUUGGGGAGAAGAUUGGGUUGGGCGGUGGUGGUGGUGGUGGUGGUGGUGGUGGUGGUGGUGGUGAGGGGGGUGAAGGGGCGCACCAGAAGUGGUAUGUGCAUCAGAUCACCAUGACGGCUUUGGAUCUGAGCAAUGAGGUUCAUGAUUCGCAUCAUCCGAUUGCGGUGAGGUAAGUGAGAGUUGAAAUCCAACCCAAUUUCUUUUUUUUGGUUUUUUAGUGGCUCCCUCCCGCGGAGGAACGUCGUUCGCUGAUAUUCUUUGUUAAUUUGCUAGGAAAUACUACGAAGACCAAAAGCCCGCCGCCCUGGAAAAGGCCACGGAUCUCCGCGAGACCCGCAUCCCGAAAUUCCUCUCCUACUUCGAACGCCAACUGAAAUGGAACCGGGCGAAAUCGGGCCAUGGGAAGUAUUUGGUAGGCUCGCGGCUGACGUAUGCGGAUACGACGGUCUGGCAAGUUCUGGAUGGAAUCCUGUACGCUUUCCCCAGGGAGAUGGAAGUUCGACGGAAGGAAUUUCCGGAUCUGUUCGAGUUUUAUGAGGGGUUGAAGGAGGAGGAGGAGGGGCUGAAGGAGUAUUUGGGGAGUGAGAGGCGGUUGAAGUAUAGUAUGGGGCUGUUUAGGCGUUAUCCGGAGUUGGAUCGGCAGUAG
Molecule: messenger RNA, 974 nt
Organism: Lecanosticta acicola
Lineage: Eukaryota; Fungi; Ascomycota; Dothideomycetes; Mycosphaerellales; Mycosphaerellaceae
Source: the annotation of a GenBank genome assembly